Messenger RNA from Saprolegnia parasitica CBS 223.65, 1989 nucleotides. RefSeq lists its product as hypothetical. The transcript has 8 exons. Bases 1 to 1989 code for a protein of 662 amino acids. Gene Ontology annotation, molecular function: protein binding. The record is from RefSeq and is a predicted model, not a curated record. Lineage: Eukaryota; Oomycota; Saprolegniomycetes; Saprolegniales; Saprolegniaceae.
AUGCAAAGCAAGGACGACGACGCGCUGCCCGAGGGCUGGACUAAGCGCGAGUCGACGUCGCAGCCGGGCCGCUACUACUACGUGUCCCCGACCGGCCAGACGCAAUGGUACCCUCCGCGUAAGGCGGCAGCCGCGGCCGCGCCCAAGGCCUUCAACUGGCGCUGCGAGAUCGAGAUCGAGUUCGGGGCUGGGCGACUCGGCGUCGGUCUCAAGGAGGUCCCACAGACGACGUCGAUCCCAUUCCCCAUGUUCCAGGCUGAGGUCGAGGAGCUCCCGAAACUCCCUGGCGGCAAGCCCGGCCCGGCCGAGAUCUACAACUGGAGCGUCAAGCCCGACAAGCGCCUGUACCCUGGCAUGCGCCUCACGCAGAUCAACGGCUUUGUCCUCGCGGGCUGCAAGUACACAGAGGUCGUCGACAAGCUCAAAAAGGCCGACCGGCCCGUCAAGCUCAAGUUUGCCGACGCGGCGCGUGGCGUGUUUGACAAGGACGAAGCGAUGCCCGAGGCCGAGACCGAGGCGCCCAAGAUGGCGCCGGCGCUGGCGUACCCGCCCAUGUCGGCCUUUAGCGUCCAGAAGCAAAAGAAAGAGGAAUACAUGCAGCUGCUCGUGUCGAGCGAGCUCAGCACAGAGAUGUGGCAGCUCGAGACGCAGAAGAUCCAGUCGCAGCACCGCCAAGUCGCGCUCAAGUGGGACCUCCUCUCCAAGUCGUUCAAUGCGCUUAUGGAGCAGCAACUCAAGUGCAAGAAGGAGAUUGAAGUCGCGACGUACGAGCAGUCCAAGUACACGGAGAUGCUCGAGCAGCUCAAGCAGCAGGAGUCAGGCGCCGUUGUGUCGCCCGAGGUGCUCAAGACGCAGGAGCUCAGCGCCAAGAACGCCGAGCUCUCGCAGGACAUUAAUGCGAUGAGCGCCGGCAACAAGAAGCUGCGCAAGGAGCGCGAGGCCAACCAGAAGCUCCUCGACGAGCUCGAGGCGCAGGUGACGGCCGAGGCGCUCAAGACUGCGACCAACGCGCCGGCGCCCGCCAAGCUCUCGGUCGACGAUUGGUGCGGCAUCGACCCGGCGCUAAGUCCGCGACGAAAGCUUGAGCUCUACGCGCAAAAGAUGGCGUUGCUCGAGUACGAGCUCAAGAAGGAAGAGCAGCGCGCCAAGCAAGCCGAGACCGAGCUCGCGGGCCUCAGUCGUGCGUAUUGCGAGGAGUCGGACAUUGCCAUGGACACGAUGCGCGGCUCCAUUCCGCGCCCAAGCGAAGAGGUAUCACCGGCGCGCCCGACGCUCAAGAGCAUCGACGAGGACCUACCACCGCCGCCGUCGUCGAGUGCUGUGAUGCCUCCAAUCCUUAUGGGCUCGACGCGCACCGGGCUCCACUCGCAGCGCAGCGAGCGGACACGCAGUGGCAGCAGCAACGGCGCCGCUGUUCUCAAGCGAGCAGAGAGCACCCGGAGCACCAAGUCGGACGCACCAAUGACUGGCUCGAGCCGCAACCUCACUCGUGCCACAAGCACCACCCCGGCGUCGAUGACGCCACCGCAGCUUGCCCGCGAGGGCUUUUUGGAGAAAUUCCCGACGCACUUCAAUCAAGAAGGCGGCAUGUUCAAGUCGAUGCGCAUCAUGCGCGGUGCGCGUGAGCGCUGGUGUGUGCUCACGCCCCAGGGCACGCUGCUGUACUACAAAAAGCGAGGGGAUGCGACGCCGCGGGCAGAGAUCCCGCUCAACGACUCAAGUCUCGAAGUCGUUUGCGAUGCGCUUGUCAACAACUACAGCGCCAAGUCGACAAAGGAGCUCACGUUUACCAUCAGCACGACCCUUGCGCAAAACAAGUUUCAAGCCGCGUCUCUCGAAGAGCUGCGGUCGUGGGUCACGGCGAUUCGGCAAGUGCACGCGUUUUGGAUGUCGUCAGGCCAUGAGGCAAAAGAAGACCAAGCGCUCCAGCGAUUAGUCGACGAAGAGCAGCAGCAGCGCACGCAGCAUCGCCGCGCUGUCGAGUUUUAA